This is a messenger RNA of Macadamia integrifolia, 1068 nucleotides long. RefSeq lists its product as uncharacterized. Lineage: Eukaryota; Viridiplantae; Streptophyta; Magnoliopsida; Proteales; Proteaceae. The transcript has a single exon. The record is from RefSeq and is a predicted model, not a curated record. Bases 377 to 874 code for a protein of 165 amino acids.
CUUGCCAAAAUCUGGAUUGAUCAAUGCCAAUUCCAUAAAUUUAAUUUGGAAACGAAACCCGCCAUGACCAAUCUCAAUUCCCUAUUUUUUGAACCCCCUGGGAAGGAAGGUAAAGAUAGAACGCACUGUUCCAACUUUCAAAGAGAUCAAUAAUCACUAUUCAUGGUAGACGAAGAGAAUCUCUUUACACCUUGGGUGACAACAGCACCAAGGUGAUUUAUUUAUUUCUAGCCUUCCCAAUAAAGCCUUAUGCAGUCAGAGCCUUAGCUGGAAGUCCAUCUUUACCGUCGAGCACCGGGUCACUGACUCAUAUGGACUCGUUCUUUGAUUGAGCCAACCAACUCAAUCUGCCAGAGACGAACAACCAUCUCCGACCAUGUCUUUCUUCGAAGCACUUCUAGGGUUUUGCCUGAUUUCAUGGUUAUCUUUGAUCUCUGCACAAACCCACCUCAAUGAAACUCAAUUUCCUGAUUCAGAUUUCAAGACAGAACCAACAGCCUAUGAAAUGCUUGAAAAGUUCAAUUUCCCAAAAGGGAUUCUCCCCGAAGGUGCCAAGGGAUAUGUACUCCAUGAUGAUAACAGAUUUGAGGUAUAUCUUGAUGGGAACUGCAACUUUAAUGUUGAUGGAGGGUAUAGUCUGUAUUACAGCAAGAAGAUCACAGGGCGAGUUGGGUAUGGUUCUUUGACGGAUUUGAAAGGAGUGAGCGUCAAGAUUUUGUUCAUUUGGCUUGGAAUCAAUGAGGUGAGCAUAGAAGCUGGGAAUUUGGAUUUCUAUGUAGGACCCUUAUCGGCGUCGUUUCCUCUCUCCAAUUUUGAAGAAUGCCCUCAGUGCGGUCGCGGGGUGAAUUGCCCUAAACUGGUAUCAGAUUCCUAAGGAGGGAGAAAUAAUUUUAUUUUAUUUUUUUGUAAUAUGUUAUUCUCCUUUUGUGAUGAUGAUAAUGAUUCAUGGUUAUUCUUACUGUCAAAAACGCGCUAUGGUUUGAUUGAAUAAACAUGGAUCAGGAUGAUCUUACAUGUAUUCUUGGUUUGGAAGAUAUAUGUAUACAUGAUUAAUGGUUGUGCUGAAAA